This is a messenger RNA of Tyto alba (common barn owl), 2237 nucleotides long. It is a transcript of the gene SIRT3, whose product is annotated as sirtuin 3. NCBI's taxonomy places the organism in Eukaryota, Metazoa, Chordata, Aves, Strigiformes, Tytonidae. The record is from RefSeq and is a predicted model, not a curated record. Gene Ontology annotation, molecular function: NAD+ binding; histone deacetylase activity, NAD-dependent. The transcript is spliced from 7 exons. Bases 48 to 1406 code for a protein of 452 amino acids.
CCCCCCCCCCCGUCCCGCAGUAGCCAUGGCAACGCCUUGGGUUUUGUAUGUUUUCUUAUUUCUUUUUUCUUUUUUUCGUUCUUCCCCCCGCCCUCCCCAAACAAACACACACACCCCUCACCUCCCGAAACGGCCCAAAACGGGGAAGGGGGAGAGGAGCGCGGGCGGGCCGUGGAGGGCGCGGCUACUCGGGGCAUUACGGUAGCGGAGCGCGGUCGCGGGCAUGGAGCGGCGCGGCGGCGGGCUGCUGGCGGCGGGUAAGGCCCGGGGGGUACCAAGGAGGGUCCCGGGGGGGCCCCGCCCGCCCCUCCGCCCCUUCAUCCGCCCCUCCGCCCCUUCAUCCGCCCCUCCGCUUCCUCGCAGCCUGGCGGAGCCUGUGGGAGCGCGGCCCCCGCCAUGGCGGCGGCCCGCGGGGCCCGGCCCGGUCCGGCCUCCCCGGGCAGAAGACGGCGCGGGCCGCACAGUCGACGCUUCCAUCCCGGAUCCAAGGGACCAGGCCCUUCUCGUUGUCUGCUGCUGCCAGGGCCCUUCUGGGAAGGGGCAGGUGGGGAGGCGACGGUGGGAAGCAGCAGCUCACUCUGCAGGAGGUGGCACAACUGAUUCGGCAGCAGGAGUGUCGCCGGGUGGUAGUGAUGGCUGGCGCUGGGAUUAGCACCCCCAGCGGCAUCCCGGAUUUUAGGUCCCCAGGGAGUGGCCUCUACAGUAACCUUGAGCAGUACAACAUCCCUUACCCAGAAGCCAUCUUUGAACUGACGUAUUUCUUUGUCAACCCUAAGCCCUUUUUCACUUUGGCCAAGGAGCUCUACCCUGGCAACUACAGACCCAACUACGCCCACUAUUUCCUGAGACUCCUGCAUGAAAAAGGGCUCCUCCUGCGCCUCUAUACCCAGAAUAUUGACGGGCUGGAGAGAGUUGCUGGGAUCCCACCCGAUAAACUGGUGGAAGCCCACGGCACCUUUGCCACUGCCACUUGUACGGUCUGUCGAAGGAAGUUCCCAGGAGAGGACUUCAGGGGGGACGUCAUGGCAGACAGGAUCCCUCACUGUCCUGUCUGCACGGGAAUCAUCAAGCCUGACAUCGUGUUCUUUGGCGAGGAGCUCCCGCAGCGCUUCUUCCUGCAUGUGACAGACUUCCCCAUGGCAGACCUGCUUUUCGUCAUCGGAACGUCCCUGGAGGUGGAGCCCUUUGCCAGCUUGGCAGGAGCCGUGCGCAGCUCCGUUCCCCGAGUCCUGAUCAACCGAGACCUCGUAGGACCCUUCUCUUGGCAGCAGCGCCACAACGACGUAGCCCAGCUGGGGGACGUGGUCAGGGGCAUCGAGAAGCUGGUGAAGCUGCUGGACUGGACUGAAGAGAUGCAAACGCUGAUUCAGAAGGAAAAAGAAAAGCUGGAUGCAAAAGACAAAUAGGAGAGCUGGCUCCCUGCUGCUGCUGAGCGACGUUCACCUCGAGGAGGAGACCUCAUGCCCAGCGCAGGCAGAGGAAGGGAUGGUGGCCAGGAGCCGUGGCAGAGGCCACCCGGCCCGCUGCGGGGGGUGCCUGUAGCUCAGUGAAGCCAAGCUGGGCAGCCCCCAUGACGGCAGGGAAGCCCAAAUGCCGAGCCACAAACUGGUUCUGCGCAUGAAGGCUUUCCUACCUGAGACUUCAGAACAGUGGAUCAGCCACCGAGCACUGUUCCUGCCUCGGAGAGGCACCCCCGGAGGGGCUUCCUCGUCCCCGGUGCUGGCUCUGUCCCCCCCGCCAGCGCACCCUCUGACCACAUCCAGCCACGAGAGCUUCACCAGGACGUGGCCGGGAGCCCGUGGGCUUGUGCCAGCACAUCAGGCGAGCCGUGCAUCUGCAGCUUGCCCUUUGGGCCUCCCUCUUUGAGCCGUCCAGCCCCAGGGACCCCAGCAGGGUUUGCUUCCUGAGGAGCAGGAGCUGAAAGUUCCAUGAGGGCCAGGCCUUAGGGCAGGACGCUCUGGAGUGAGUUUUCCAGCUCCCCACACUGGACUGAGCAUCUACCUACUCCUUUCUCAGCUCCUCCUCAGAUACUCUCCUCUUAGUCAUGAUCUUCAGCUGCUGCAGACUUGUAGUGUUUAUUCUUCACAUGGGAUCUCUGAUAAUCAGGGGACAAAUGCUCUCAGGGUGGGGAGGAGGCUGCCCCCCAUUCCUAUUCAGGAAUGCCAGCUGACAGUGCUGGAAGAAUUUUGAAUCACUAUAGUGUUAAUUAUUUAAUAAUAAAAAGGUUCUAAUUCUUU